AAAGGAAAGGGUUUGAAUGGGAAAGGGUUAAUAUCAGAAGCUGAUAAACCACUGCCCAGCUCUAAAGCAGUAUAUCUCCUCCCCCACCCCCUACUUACAACAGCUUGCCACAAUGUCUCUCCACAGAUUCCUUUAUUUUAAUCACAGCACAGACAGAACCAAAGAAAGAGGAGUGUGAGCAAACAUGACUUUCUUGCCUGCUGCUGUAUUUAGAUGACAACAAGCAGAUAACCAUACCCAGCCCCAGACUACCCACACAGCCCAGAUUUCAUCUUCCCCCUCUCUCUAAGAGCAGUAGCUGCAGAAAUCCAGCCCAUUUUCCCGGCCCAUGUGAGUCAGCACAGCCAAUGGGAGUCUUAGAAAUACGAAGAAGCAUUAUAGUAUAGUUGGGGCAUUAUGAAUGCAAUUUGGGCUAUAGUAAUCCUCUAUUCUGAGCCCCUAUUAAGUGCAGCACAGCAGGCCCCCCUUUAGAUCCAAAACUUACCGGGCCCAGGACAACUAUCCGCCCGUUGAUGGCGGGGAUAUCAUUGUAGCAUCCUCUCUUCCUAGCAACCCCCACAGCUCCUUUUGGUACCGUCUGCCUGUGGUACCUGGAGAUGCUGGGCUGCCAUUGGCACUUGCUGUCAGUCAAUGGACAGUCGAGCGCAAAUCUCGAGUAGCCAGAGCAAGACAGAUGGGUUUUGCAGUAUAAUACAGACUGUGCCACUCUUGCAUUACUCAGUGACUCACUGCAGCCCUGAGUCUGUCCGUGUGCGCCGAGUACCGCUGUGCUGAUAUCUCUUCCUUUUGUGGGAUUAUCGUGUGUUUAGGGGCUGCCAUGCCAGAUGCUGGUUUAGUCAUGUUAUCCCCUCAAGAAGCAGCCAAGAUUUACCAUGCUAAUUACAUUCGGAACUCUCGGGCAAUUGGGGUGCUGUGGGCAAUAUUUACCAUUUGCUUCGCCAUUCUCAACAUCGUGUGUUUCACCCAGCCGUACUGGAUCGGGGAUGGAGUGGACACCCCACAGGUCGGCUACUUUGGCCUCUUCCAUUUUUGCAUCGGCAGUGGCUUUUCAAAGGAGCUCACUUGUACAGGAAGCUUUACCGAAUUCUCCUCCAUCCCUUCGGGAGCCUUCAAAGCCGCAUCUUUCUUCAUUGGCCUGUCCAUGACCCUCAUCAUUGGUUGCAUCGUGUCCUUCGGGCUCUUCUUCUUCUGUAACACAGCGACGGUGUAUAAGAUCUGCGCCUGGAUGCAGCUCUGCUCUGCUGCUUGCCUUGUACUUGGUUGUAUGAUUUUUCCAGAUGGCUGGGAUGCAGACGAGGUAAAGCGAAUGUGUGGAGAAAAGACUGAUAAAUACUCUCUUGGAGCAUGUUCGGUGCGUUGGGCAUAUAUUCUAGCAAUCAUUGGAAUCCUGGAUGCCCUCAUACUUUCGUUUCUGGCUUUUGUGCUUGGUAAUAGGCUGGACAGUUUAAUGGCAGAGCAAUUGAAAUUGGAAAGUAAAGAUGAUGGAAAUGCCUAAUAUUAAUAAGUUUUAUUAAGCUAAUAUCUACAUAAAGAAGCACAAAUGAGACAAAGUAAUAGCUUUUAUACAUCAUUCUCCCGUGUUAAGAAGACUUCACUCACUGUAUGUGGACAAUACAGAGCCGGGUAACAUUUCAGAAGCAUUCAAAAGGAAAAUUACUUCAGAAGAUGUGAAAAUGCAUUACUGCACUCAUCUUAAUUAUAUUUCAUCUCAAGAGAACUAUUUUCUAUUCAAUCUUAUUGUUAUAUUUAUGCGUUUCUCAUCCUAGAAGUUCUCUAAGAAGUUAUAUUUGAUGUCUAGCAAAUAGAUUGUAUAUUACAUAUUUUAUUAGCGACAUCACCAAAUUGUAAAUAAGCUUUGCACUCAAGACAUUGAGAUUGUUAUUAACAUGGUCAUAUUUAACUUGAAUAUGCCAUUGUUUCCAAAAUGUCGGUCAUGGAGGCUGCAUACUUCCAAGAAACUGAAAAAUAUAGAUUAUACAGGGACCUGGAUUGUGCAAUUCACAUAAAGAGUGCAUAUUUGUCGUAAAAACGACUGCACUCCUUCAUCAGUUUACUACAUUGCCUGGAGGGUAUUGAAUUUGGAUGAAGGUUUGAAGAGUUCAGAUCGCCAUCACUGGGAAAUAUAAAUUGAUUCUCACUUUUACUAGAGAAAAUACAAUUGCAGAACCUGCAUCCCUGAACUGCUUUUCAUAUACUCCUAAACUGGUCUCUGGGUCUUUUCCUCAUUGUGUCUGUUGCAUAGGAAUUGUUCAACUUCUGAUUCAGUAAAAGUUUUUUGUUAGUAAAUUAUUACUGUGAUAGAAGACAAAGGAACAGAACAAAUUAUGACUAUGAAAUACUACAAUGUUGUGUGUAAUUGUAAUGAUGUUAAAAAAAAGGCAUCUCUAGGACCGUAUUAAACCCUUGGUAAACUGUUGUAGCACAGAAUGGAUCUGAAGUAAGUGCUCCAUGUUAUUCAUUUAUAUCACCUCACACCUCAAAAGAAACUGUUGAACCUUAAUUAGAAAACUUCUUAAAAAUAUAUGUAUAUAUAUAUAUAUAUAUAUAUGUGCUAAAUAUUGUGGGGAUCCUACAUUUAUGGUAGUAAAAUAUUUUAGUACUAUUACGUGUGUUACUAUGUUAAAAAACAGUAUUAAUGAGAAAGCAUCAUAAAAAUCACCACACAUCCACUUAUAUAGUGUCAUGCUGUUAUAAUUUCAUUCAUGUCCAUAAAUACACAAAUAUAAAUGUCUAAGCAGAAAAUCCAACCCGGUUUUCCAGUGUAUACUUUAUGAAUGCCUUAAAAGUGCCAUUUUAAUUUCA
Xenopus laevis (African clawed frog) is the source of this 2802-nucleotide messenger RNA. RefSeq names its product LHFPL tetraspan subfamily member 3 L homeolog (gene lhfpl3.L). Gene Ontology annotation, cellular component: membrane; plasma membrane. NCBI's taxonomy places the organism in Eukaryota, Metazoa, Chordata, Amphibia, Anura, Pipidae. The transcript has 4 exons. Gene Ontology annotation, biological process: sensory perception of sound. Bases 818 to 1495 code for a protein of 225 amino acids. The record is from RefSeq and is a predicted model, not a curated record.